CUUGGCCUGAAACACGUUGAAGACCCCUGCUCUAAAGGAUGUAGUGAUGAUCAUAACAAGUGAUGUCUGAGAAAACGUCACUGUAGUAACAACAGAAUUGGUUUGUUGGAUUUCUGUUUCACUUCUUCCCGAAUCCAGAUGUUGUUCUCUGUCUGUGUGCAGAUGUUAUGUCGGGUGGUUCACUCCGUGAUGUGUCUGCUGGCUGCUGGCUUCUGCUGUCUGGUCAGUUUUACUGGUCUGGCUCAGGGUCCUCUCUGUCUGUACAACACCAGCUCCACUCAGACCUGGGGGGUCCCACUACAGCCACACCCAGACAGUCAUGCAGGCUAUCUGUACAAUAGGACUUUGUGGUCUGGAGUCUGUCUGGAGCCCAGAGGUGUGGUUCAGUGGAACGUGGUCCUGUUCAGCGUGAUGGGGUCCGCCAGUGGUCUGCAGACGGUCCUCUGUGGAGCCAACAUCCUCAACUCAGUGCUGGGACUGAUCCUGGGUCAGGGUCUCUGCCACAACCAGGUCUGUGUUCUGAGUCUGAUAAAUAUUACUAUCUCUGUGAGGACAUAGUUCACUUCUACACCUGUGAGAUAAAACAUUUAAAUGUGUAUGUGUGUGCGUCUAUGUGUGUGUGCGUCUGUCUGUCUGUGUGUGUGUGUG
Messenger RNA from Anarrhichthys ocellatus (wolf-eel), 648 nucleotides. RefSeq names its product transmembrane 4 L6 family member 5. The transcript has 2 exons. NCBI's taxonomy places the organism in Eukaryota, Metazoa, Chordata, Actinopteri, Perciformes, Anarhichadidae. The coding region runs from base 139 to 558 and encodes 139 amino acids. The record is from RefSeq and is a predicted model, not a curated record. Gene Ontology annotation, cellular component: membrane.